AUGCAGCUUGCCGCCCCUUCCACAUCGUCGGGCCUUGCGCUGCCGCGGACGCUGGAACGCGGGAAGACGCGACAGGAUGGCAGCUUCUCCCAGUCUCUGUCCAGGACUGUGGCAGCAAGCCUGGCAGUCUGGAGGGGCCACCGGAGCCAGCGCGAUCGCUGGACAAAGCUGGGCGCAAUGCGACAGGAGGUUUCACAGAUUGUGGAGCAGGAGAUCCCAGAGGUGCCAGUGAAGGUGCUGGUGGGUGAAACUCCAGAUCGAGGAAAGUGCCUGUUGGCAGCUGAAGAUGUGCGACCAGGGGAGCUGUUGUUGCUGGAAAGACCAGCACUAGUGCAUCAGCUGAACGCCCAAGUCACUACAGAAGGUGUUGAGAAGAUUAUAGCAGCCUUUGAAGAAUUGCCCAAAUCCAAUCAGGAUGCUAUUGGCAGUUUGUUCUGUCCAGAGGGCCUGGUGCAGUCGCUGAAGAAUUCCCAAGGGUACCUGGAAGCCUCGCCGGAGCAGCAGAAGCUGCUGGGCACGUUGAAGCUGAACAGUGUGCAGUUGAGGAGCGCUCCGGGUGCGGGCGUCUUCGUGACGCUGAGCCGCGCCAGUCACAGCUGCAGACCCAGCAGCUGCUUCUUCUUUCACGAGGACAUGUGCGGCUUGAAGGCUUUGCGACCCAUCCAAAAGGGAGAGGAGGUCACGGUGGCCUACAUCUCGGAUGAACAUCUUCUGCUUCCGAUUCCCCAGAGGCGGGCACUGCUCCAAGCGUGGCAGUUCGAGUGCGCUUGUCCUCGCUGCUCCGCAGAGUUCGAUGACACGCGCGGCAUGCGCUGCCGCUGUGGCGCCGUGCGCAUGGCGCGAAGUCAGGGCGGCUUCGGCAAGUGCCAAGCUUGUGGAAUUGAUGAUGGUGAGGAACUUCGGAAAGUCGCCAGUCGCUGGUGGUUGCGCUACAACGCAUGCACCCCGUUGGCGGCGGAGGACGAGUUGACCAGCUCCCGCUGGGCGCGCGGCCGGGAACUGCCCCAGGAGCGUCGGGGCGAGGCCUGGAUGAAGGAUUUGGUCACCUUACACCGUCAGCUGCUGGCCGCCGAGCGUUCGGCCGAGCACAGCGAUACGCCAAGCCUCUGCCGCGAUGGGCACUGGAUGGGCGCCAGUGUGGCAAUGCUGGCGGCCGAAGCACAUCUUUGGCGCGGAGAGUACGAAGAAGCAGUCCUGGCUGCAGAGGCGCGGCUGCGCUACGUCUCGCAGGUCCUGGGCUAUGAGGACUGCGCGGUGCGACGCGGUGCCGAGGUGAAAGCAUCCCUUCUUCCUGGCCCAGCUGUGAGAUGUUUGUUCAGUGAGGCAGUCAUCCACACUGGGAUUGAGAGAGGAUUGGAACCGCAACUCCUCGAGGAUGGCAGAGAUGGUGUCUCCAAGACAGGUCAGCGGGCUGUUGUCUCAAGCCACGGCCCGUCCGAGAUGUGGGCACCUUGGCUCCUCACAUAUGAGAAGGAACUGCAAGAACAAACAACUCGACUCAGAAACCUUGCAGGAGGAGGCGGCGCUGCUCCAGGGGCUCCAGUGCCCUUGCCCUUUGGACUCACGGCAGGUAGCGGACCGCGGAUCCUCGAUCGAGGGAGGGGCAGGUCGCGCUCGCCGGAGCGCAGUAAACUGCGGGGCAUGGCGGGCAAACCUAGCCAGGAGGGACCCCUUUGUGGAAGACCCUUUUGGUUCGGAGACACCAACUCUGCCACGCCUGAGAGUACCAGCCAUUCCUACUAUGGCAGGUCUCAAAGUCGACGGCAACGACCCAACCAGGCGGCCUCGGAGCUGAAUCCAGGCCAGCCAACCUUGCCAACAAGCAAAAACACAGGCGCUGAGGAACCUCUCAGGUCACCAGUGGAAGCCAAAGAUCUCGAGGUGGAAGCCCAGUCGUCUCCCAGUCGAUUCAAACACGACAACCCGACCUCACUUCGGGAACAACUGGCCGCGGAAUCCUUCCUUGCACCGACCAUCCUGGCUGCUGGGAAGCCCAUCGUUUUCGGCUUCAUGGACGAGAAUCGCAAGCCGCCACAUAGCUCCUUUACCGUGCGAUGA
This is a messenger RNA of Cladocopium goreaui, 2058 nucleotides long. NCBI's taxonomy places the organism in Eukaryota, Dinophyceae, Suessiales, Symbiodiniaceae. The record is from the annotation of a GenBank genome assembly.